AGUGCGGUGCCGUGGUGGGGAGUCGAAGGAGAAGUGCGCGCGAGCGAGAUUAACGGGCCCGGGGCUCUCUCCUUUGGUCGUAACGAAACGUUGGUACGCGAAAAUAAAAAGUCUUUAGCAGCUCAAGGUAGAUUACACGGGCGGACUUAACGCGCGCGUUCUUAAUUAUCGACGACGACUAUGUAUAAUAAUAAUAGUACACGGGGCGCGCGCGGAUUGCGCGACGUCGUGCGCCAUUAGGCCACGAGGCCUCGGCUCGCUGGCCCACUGAGUGCGUCCGAGCGCAUCUCGUUCGGUCCUUGGUGGGGGCCGGGGAGGGCGGAGGCAGGAGUCGAUUUCGCAGGUGCGAUGAUGGGCGAGAGCUGAGGUGAGCCGAGAUGGGACAAGCCUGGUGCAAGGACAAGUCCGCCAAGACGCAGGACUCGAAGUCGCCUCUCGACCGGGUAUUCGUGCGCUGCGUCCACCGGAUCUAUCCAGGUCUGAAGGAGGAGGGAUCUGUCCUUGGCGGUGCCACGCAGAGGGUCACGAGCUCAGAGAUCGGGUACGCGGGUUCGCCACCGCGGUCAGCGCUGCUCCGGGGCCGUAGCAUCGACUCCGUCGACCGGCCCUUUCAUCCCAGCGAGUGGGUGGACGUUAAUCUCGAGGUGCCCUGUACGCCCAGGGCGUGCGUCGUGCUCGGCGGACAGCGGCGCCAGAGCGACCUGACCAAGCCCACCGGUUGUAGAAGCCCGGGCGCAGCGACGUCGGCGCCUGUGCCGCCGCCACGGAGACGUAAGCGCCGAGAGCGGCGACCGCUGCCCCCGAAGCCUGGCAGCGGGAACGACGCCGCCGAUGACGAGUCCGAGCCCGAGCCCCUUUAUUCGAAGCUCGGCCCCGCAGACAGAGACCACGAGGACUCGGAAGAGGAGUUUGCCACGAUCGAGCAUAUUCUGAAAAAGUGCUCGCUGGAGGACGUGCGAGCGGCCACGAGACCAAAGAACUACAGCGCAACUAGUCUGCCUAAUGUCGCGGAUCUGCUGGCCAACCGGGGACCGAGGCCCGAGGAUGACGCAAGGAGGCUCCUGGGACAGGCGAAGUCGGUGUCGCUGCCGCGGGAGGCAACUCCAUUCACACCGCCUCAGAAUUCCGAGGGGAAGUUUUUUGCGAGAGAGAGGGAGAGCGAGGAGCAGCGCGCGGAGGACUUUGUAAUAUUGAAGGACGAGGUUAGCCCGGAUUUAGGAGAUGGAUUCGAAACUUCCACGCCCGUGAAGGCGAGGCUGCAGCCUGCCGACGAUGAUUUAGAGGACUUCAAGGACGCGUCAGGGGCUUCGUCGCCAUUACCAUGUGUGUCUGCUGGCCGGGAGACAUCGAGGAGGGACGAGGACACCGGCUACGAGUCGAGAAUCGAGAGCCAUCCAGUCUCGGACGUAUCGCGGAUGCUCGGCGGGAGCAACGAGUUAUCGUCGGGCAUCCUGAGAGGCGACGGCGUGGACUCGUUCGAGGAGUCGGAGAAGAAGCGCGUACUCGCCGUCGCGUCGGUACAGCGCACCAUCUCCGAGGAGUCGCUGCCCCGAGAAAUGCUCGACGAACUCGACGAGGAUGACGAGCAGCAGCCAAUGCGCCCCGAGGACGAGAAGUCGAGUAAGGUGAUUAGGAGCAACGGACUCGACCAGCCGAUCAACGCCAACAUAAUUCACGAGCAAGACACGCCAUCGCCCAGCCCCAUUUUAAACUCUCAAGGGCAGUCGAAUGUAGUGGAGAAUCCGGAGUCGACGAGGGAAGGGAAGUCGAGUGGCGUUGCGGCCAUUGGCAAUCCGACGUCGAUGACGCCGAGUUUGAUGGAGCUCGAGGUCGCCCUCACCGACAUGCUCGAGAAGAAGGACGAGCGGGAGCGGGAGGCCGCAGAGGACAAAUCUUCGGACAAGUUGCCGGUGCCGCAAAUCGCGGCUCUCAAGAACGUCGAGGAGUCCGAGCCCUCUAAGAUCCGGCUAAUCGAUUUCCCAAGAGCCGACAGGACGAAUCCCUUCAACGAUUUCAAGAGCGACGAUCACGAACCCCCGGAGAAGCCAAGUCGUCUUCAUAGGAUCAGCCUUAUGGAGGAGCCAGUGAUCGAGGAGUCGCAGCUCGUGCCGACUCCGCCGCGGAGACGACACAGGAGCAAGUCGAACUUGAAUAUGUCGAGCGAAGCAUUGCAUACGUACGGCGACAGAUUGAUUUGAGAUUGUCGGCGGUUAGUCAGCCCUCCGGGGGAAGGACAGGGAGGCGGUUGUUAAGGUGAAAUCGAAGGCGAAGGCGAUGGUGGUCGACCGCCUCGAGAUUUUCGAUCGGCUCGUUAAGAGUUGCCGCGCGAAAUCGGAGGAAACUUGAAACCACUGCCCUACGAAACUUCUUAACGAGCGCGCGGGGAGAGACGGCACCCUUGUAUUCCCCAGGGGGUGGCAGCGUGUCCAGACUGCAGAGUCCAGAGGGGUGGCCGAGCAAUCGGUAAUAAUAUUCGCAGCUACGAUCGUAAGCGCCAAGCGACUGCUGAUGAGACCAUCGCAUCUUAUGAGCUUCUUCGAUUGUCUUCUU
Molecule: messenger RNA, 2550 nt
Organism: Ceratosolen solmsi marchali
Lineage: Eukaryota; Metazoa; Arthropoda; Insecta; Hymenoptera; Agaonidae
Product: altered inheritance of mitochondria protein 21
Exons: 10
Coding region: 378-2198 (606 amino acids)
Source: RefSeq, a predicted model, not a curated record